Halteromyces radiatus is the source of this 5213-nucleotide messenger RNA. RefSeq names its product DNA-directed RNA polymerase II subunit RPB1. Bases 108 to 5096 code for a protein of 1662 amino acids. NCBI's taxonomy places the organism in Eukaryota, Fungi, Mucoromycota, Mucoromycetes, Mucorales, Cunninghamellaceae. Gene Ontology annotation, biological process: transcription by RNA polymerase II. The record is from RefSeq and is a predicted model, not a curated record. Gene Ontology annotation, molecular function: DNA binding. The transcript has 14 exons. Gene Ontology annotation, cellular component: RNA polymerase II, core complex.
UUUUUUUUUUUUUUUGUUUUUAUCUAUUUUCAACAAAAAAACUCGACAAAACUCGACCGAACCAUCGACUCAUCUAAUAUCUAUUCGUCAACGAUUCAACCUUGAAGAUGAACGGACAUCCUUUUGCCUUCUCUUCAGCACCUUUGCGUCGUGUUGAUGCUGUUCAAUUUGGGAUCCUUUCUCCUGAUGAAAUCAAAGCAAUGUCUGUGGCCAAAAUCGAAUUCCCUGAGUUAUACGACGAAGGAACUCAAAAACCAAGAGCUGGUGGUUUACUGGAUCCUCGAAUGGGUACAAUCGAUCGAAAUUAUAAAUGUCAAACUUGUGGUGAAGGUAUGGCGGAAUGUCCUGGUCAUUUUGGUCACAUUGAUCUUGCAAAACCUGUAUUUCAUAUUGGUUUUCUUACCAAAGUCAAGAAAAUUCUCGAAUGUGUCUGUUUCCAUUGCUCCAAACUCAAAGUGGAUGAUUCAAACCCUCGAUUUGUACGUGCUCGAAAACUUAGGGAUCAAAAAGCCAGAAUGAAGGCGGUUUGGGAACUUGCAAAGGCUAAAAUGGUGUGUGAAGGUGGUGAAAAUGAUGAAGAUGGUUUGGAAGAUGAUUUGGAUGGAAAACGCAAAAACGCUCAUGGUGGAUGUGGUAACAAACAACCUGUUAUACGCAAGGAAGGUCUCAAACUUUAUGCUUUGUUCCGUGCUUCGGCUAAUGAUGACUCGGGUAAUGAUGGAAAAACUCUACUGACCGCAGGCAAAGUACUUCAAAUUCUGAAAAAUAUUACGGAUCAAGAUAUCAAAGAUAUGGGACUUUCUGAAGAGUAUGCUCGACCAGAAUGGAUGAUUACUACAAUUUUACCUGUACCUCCUCCUCAAGUUCGUCCUAGUAUUCAAAUGGAUGGUACUAGUCGUGGUGAAGACGAUCUGACACAUAAGCUUUCUGAUAUUUUGAAGGCCAACGCCAAUGUUCGUCGAUGUGAAUCUGAAGGUGCACCAGUCCACGUUGUCCAAGAAUUUGAACAAUUACUACAGUUCCACAUUGCAACUUAUAUGGACAAUGAUAUUGCUGGUCAACCUCAAGCAUUACAAAAAUCUGGAAGACCUUUGAAAUCAAUUCGUGCAAGAUUGAAAGGCAAGGAAGGACGACUUCGUGGUAACUUGAUGGGAAAACGUGUCGACUUUUCUGCUCGUACUGUUAUUACUGGUGAUCCUAAUCUCAGUUUGGAUGAAGUUGGUGUUCCUCGAAGUAUCGCUAGGAAUUUGACUUACCCUGAAAUCCAUUGGUUCGAAAUGGUCCUUUGGAACAUCCUGGUGCAAAAAUAUGUUAUUCGUGAUAAUGGUGAACGUAUCGAUUUACGGUAUCGCAAACGUGCUGGUGAAAUUCCUCUUCAAUAUGGUUACAGGGUGGAAAGACACAUUGUGGAUGGUGAUGUAGUCAUUUUCAAUCGUCAACCUUCUCUUCACAAAAUGUCUAUGAUGGGCCAUCGUAUCCGGGUAAUGCCUUAUUCAACCUUCCGUCUGAAUUUGUCUGUGACUUCUCCUUAUAAUGCUGAUUUCGAUGGUGAUGAAAUGAAUCUUCAUGUACCUCAAUCUCUGGAAACUCGUGCUGAAAUUACUGAAAUCUGUAUGGUACCCAAACAAAUUGUCUCACCUCAGUCAAACAAACCUGUGAUGGGAAUUGUACAAGAUACCUUGGCUGGUAUUCGCAAAUUUACUCUACGAGAUUGCUUCUUGUCAAAAGAUUUGGUGAUGAACAUUGUCAUGUGGGUGCCUGAUUGGGAUGGCUUUAUUCCUCCUCCUGCUAUUCUCAAACCAAAACCAUUGUGGACUGGCAAACAAAUCAUAUCCAUGGUCAUUCCAAAAGGCAUUAAUUGUCAAACAUUCUACUUUAACCAUCCUGAUGACGAAUCAACGUAUAUAUCUCCUGGUGACAGUCGCGUAAUUAUAGAAAAUGGUGAACUCAUUUGUGGUAUCGUAUGCAAGAAAACUGUCGGUACUGCUGGUGGUGGUCUGGUUCAUACUAUUGUCAAUGAACUUGGUCCAGAAGCAGCAAAGAACUUUUUGACAGGAACACAACAAGUAGUGAAUUAUUGGUUACUACAAAAUGGCUUUAGUAUCGGUAUUGGUGACACAAUUGCAGAUAAAUCGACUAUGGCGACAAUCACGAACAUUAUUGCUCAAGCCAAGCAACGUGUACAAGAAAUCAUCAUCACAGCUCAACAAGACAAAUUGGAAAUUCAACCUGGUAUGACAUUACGUGAAUCAUUUGAAGCCAAGGUCAAUCAAACCCUUAACAAGGCUCGUGAUGAUGCUGGUAAACUGGCUCAAACAAGUUUGAAGAACGACAACAAUGUGAAACAAAUGGUGAUGGCUGGUUCAAAGGGGUCUUUUAUUAAUAUUUCUCAAAUGUCUGCUUGUGUUGGUCAACAAAAUGUCGAAGGCAAACGUAUUCCAUAUGGUUUCAAGUUACGUACUUUACCUCACUUUUCGAAAGAUGAUCACAGUCCUGAAAGUCGUGGUUUUGUAGAAAACUCUUAUCUUCGAGGUUUGACUCCAACAGAAUUCUUUUUCCAUGCUAUGGGUGGUCGUGAAGGUUUGAUCGACACUGCUGUGAAGACUGCAGAAACAGGUUAUAUUCAACGUCGUCUAGUGAAAGCUUUAGAAGAUGUUAUGGUGAAAUAUGAUGGUACUGUUCGAAAUUCCCUUGGUGAUAUCAUUGAAUUCAGUUAUGGUGAAGAUGGUAUGGAUGGUUGCUCUGUUGAAAAACAAAAGCUGGUACCUCUUAGAGCUUCUGACAAACAAUUUGAAGAACGUUACCGUGUUGAUUUGGCUGAUGGUGGAUUCCGAAAAGGUGCACUGGGAUAUGAUGUACUUAAAGAUAUUGAUGGUAAUGAAACUGCUCAACAAAUUUUGGAUCAAGAAUUCUUACAACUCAAGGAAGAUCGUGAUCUUAUGCGGAAAUUCAUCUUCAAGAAUGGUGAUGAUAAAUGGCCACUUCCUGUCAAUCUUCAACGUCUCAUUACAAAUGCUCAACAAAUCUUCCAUAUUGAUCCUCGAAAGGCUUCUGAUGUACAUCCUCUUCAAAUUGUGGAUGGUAUCUCCUCUCUAGCUGAACGUCUGGUAGUAGUACGUGGUUCUGACAAGAUUUCUGCUGAAACUCAACGAAAUGCUACCCUUCUCUUCCAAAUGCUCCUACGAUCUACAUUCGCUGUCAAGCGUGUUGUUGAAGAAUUCCAUCUUAGCUCUCAAGCUUUCGAAUGGGUGCUUGGAGAAAUUGAAUCUCGUUUCUUGACAUCUGUUGUAGCUCCUGGAGAAAUGGUGGGAACUAUUGCUGCUCAAUCUAUUGGUGAACCUGCUACGCAGAUGACGCUCAACACUUUCCAUUAUGCUGGUGUGUCAAGUAAAAAUGUUACACUUGGUGUUCCUCGUUUGAAAGAAAUUAUCAAUGUCGCCAAAAAUAUCAAAACACCUCGUCUGGAAGUAUGGUUGGAUGCUGAACGAUCUCGCAACAUUGAACUCGCCAAAGAAGUCCAAGUCCAUCUUGAACAUACUACUUUACAAAAGGUUACAUCUGCAUCAGAAAUUUAUUAUGAUCCUGACCCACGUUCAACGAUCAUUGAAGAAGAUGCUGAUUUUGUGGAUACAUACUAUCAAUUGGAAGAUGACAAUUCACCUGUAGUUACCCGUGUGUCUCCCUGGCUUCUUCGUAUUGAACUCAACCGUGGUAUGAUGAUCGACAAACGUCUCAAUAUUACUGAAGUUGUACAAAAGAUCUCGGAUGAAUUCAAGAAUGAUCUCCAUGUGAUUGGUAGUGACGAAAACUCUGAAAAACUCAUUAUUCGAUGCAGAGUUAUGUCUGAUGAAAAUGAGGAUAAGGAUAUGGAAGAUGAAGAUACAAGAACCGAAGAAGAUACCUUUUUACGCAAACUGGAAUCAAGUAUGCUUAGUUCUAUCAAUCUGCGUGGUAUUCCAAGAAUUCAGAAGGUGUAUAUUGUGGAACGCAAGGAUACUAUUCUUAAUGAUCAAGGCAAAUUUGAACAAACAACUGAAUGGGGUUUGGAUACUGAUGGUAUUAAUUUACAACAAGUGAUGUGCCAACAUGGUGUGGAUGAACGUCGUACUUACUCGAACAACACCGUGGAAAUUAUGGAAGUCCUGGGUAUUGAAGCUACUCGCAAAGCGCUAUUGAAGGAACUUAGGAAUGUUAUUGAAUUUGAUGGUUCCUAUGUGAAUUACCGUCACUUGGCUCUUCUUUGUGAUGUGAUGACAAAUCGUGGUCACCUUAUGGCCAUUACUCGUCAUGGUAUCAAUCGAGCUGAAACGGGUGCUCUUAUGCGAUGUUCCUUUGAAGAAACAGUUGAAAUCCUUAUGGAAGCGGCUGCUGUUGGAGAAUUGGAUGAUUGUCGCGGCGUGGCUGAAAACAUCAUGCUUGGUCAAAUGGCUCCUUUGGGUACAGGUGAAUUCGAUGUGAUCCUGGAUGAAGAUAUGCUCAAAUCAGUUCCUCAAGAUCAUCGUCAUCAUCUUUUGGCAAAUGGUAUUCCUGGUGAUGUUGCUGGUUUUGCUACUCCUGGUCCUGGAUUCAUGACCCCAAGUAUGGCUACACCAUAUGAUACUCGUUCUCCUGAUUGGGUUGAUUUCUCUGCUCCUUCAUCUCCUUCAGAACCAAUGUUCUCUCCUAUGGGUAACUCUGGUGCUGUUGGUGCUUCCAUUGGAGCAAGUCCUUGGCGUUCAGAACUCAGUCCUUAUGCUUCUAGUCCAGGUUAUUCUCCAUCGUCACCUUUUGCUGCUUCACCUUCAUAUUCGCCUUCUUCGCCCUCGUACUCGCCAUCUUCUCCAUCUUAUUCACCUUCGUCACCAUCGUAUUCACCUUCGUCACCAUCGUAUUCACCUACUUCUCCUUCUUAUUCACCUUCUUCUCCUUCUUAUUCGCCAUCAUCACCUUCAUAUUCACCUUCAUCACCUUCAUACUCUCCUUCUUCUCCUUCAUAUUCUCCUUCAUCCCCAUCGUAUUCACCUUCAUCUCCAUCGUAUUCUCCUACAUCGCCGUCAUAUUCUCCUUCUUCUCCAUCCUAUUCUCCUCAAGGAACAAACAACAACAACAAAAAAUGAAAUGCAAAUUGAUGGUGUCUUUUUUUUUCUCUUAUAUUUUAUAUAGUUCAAUUAUUACUGUGAAAAUGUUUUUACAAUAUUUAUCAAUAAAGUUUUUUUUUUUUUUUCUCAACACCA